AUGGCGUCUGCUGGGCUUCAGAUUUUGGCUACCGCGCUUGCAGUCAUCGGCUGGUUGGGAAGCAUUAUUAUUUGCGCGCUCCCAAUGUGGAAAGUGACGGCGUUUAUCGGCAACAACAUAGUGACUGCUCAGAUCUUCUGGGAAGGCUUGUGGAUGAACUGCGUGCAGCAGAGCACGGGUCAGAUGCAGUGCAAGGUCUACGACUCCAUGUUGGCGCUUCCUCAAGAUCUCCAGGCUGCCCGCGCUCUCGUGAUCAUCUCCAUCCUCGUGGCCUUAUUGGGAAUCCUGCUGGCUGUCGCAGGAGGCAAGUGUACCAACUGCGUUGAGGAUAGAGACGCAAAAGCCAAAGUGGGCGUGGCGGCAGGUGUUUUCUUUCUUGUGGCUGGCGUGCUCUGCCUGAUCCCGGUUUGCUGGUGCGCACACACUGUCAUCAGAGACUUCUACAAUCCCAUUGUGAGUGAAGCACAAAAGCGUGAACUGGGAGCGUCGCUGUUCAUCGGAUGGGGUGCUUCCGGCCUUAUGAUCAUCGGAGGCGCGCUUCUCUGCUGCCAUUGCCCGAAAGGUGAAGGUCGUGGUUAUUCCGCGAAGUACUCUGCUCCGAGGUCUGCUGCCCACGGGGGCGCAUAUGUGUGA
Molecule: messenger RNA, 633 nt
Organism: Triplophysa dalaica
Lineage: Eukaryota; Metazoa; Chordata; Actinopteri; Cypriniformes; Nemacheilidae
Product: claudin-like protein ZF-A89
Exons: 1
Coding region: 1-633 (210 amino acids)
Biological process (GO): cell adhesion; bicellular tight junction assembly
Cellular component (GO): bicellular tight junction; plasma membrane
Molecular function (GO): structural molecule activity
Source: RefSeq, a predicted model, not a curated record